Molecule: messenger RNA, 1104 nt
Organism: Hypoxylon fragiforme
Lineage: Eukaryota; Fungi; Ascomycota; Sordariomycetes; Xylariales; Hypoxylaceae
Product: carbohydrate esterase family 5 protein
Exons: 2
Coding region: 260-973 (237 amino acids)
Biological process (GO): carbohydrate catabolic process
Cellular component (GO): extracellular region
Molecular function (GO): cutinase activity
Source: RefSeq, a predicted model, not a curated record
UUAAGUGCACCUCAGCUUUUAAGUUGCUUGGUCGUGACUUUAGUUUGUGAAGUUUACUCCAACGCUCGUGAUAAUGGUAUAUAAAAAGCCUGGCCCGUGCUGUAAAGAUGGUGCGUAAUAUACGGGAUGUGAACUUGUGCUGGACCAUCGACAAACCCCGAGAUAACCUUGAUUUGUGACCGCCGGCUCCUUGCAAAGUUAUACUAGCCAGAUUGCCUUACCGUGCCUACCGUCUACUUAGUUUAGCUUCGAUCAGACAAUGAAGGUUUCCGUUUCGCUUCUUUCUGCCACGCUGGCGGUUUUCGCCAAUGCUAGCCCCUUGGUUCUAGACUAUUCCGAGGACAAAGUCAUUCAGCUGAAGCAGAGCUACUCCGCGAGUAACGCCGCCGGUAUCCAAAAAAGGCAGUCAGCUGGGACCACCGCGAACGAGUUCCUCGACGGUGGAUGUAAAGAUGUUAUCUUCAUCUACGCCCGGGGUAGCACCCAGGACGGGAACGUUGGAGAUGACCCAGGCCCACAGACCAUUGACCAACUCAAGGCCUCGCUUGGCGCGAGCAGCGUGGCAGCACAAGGUGUCGAGUACCCAGCGCUGCUAAUCGACAACCUAAGAUCGGGCGGGUGCGAUCCCGAAGAUGCGGACAACAUGCGAGCCUUGAUAACCAAGGCGGCAACACAAUGCCCGUCGUCUAAGCUGGUCGUCUCGGGGUACAGUCAGGGGGCGGCCCUAGUGCACAGGUCGAUCGAGUCGGCAACCGUCGAGGUCAAGAAUCGAAUAUUCGCGGCGGUGACGUUCGGCGAUACGCAGAAGUCGCAGGAUGGGGGGCAGGUUCCGAAUUUCGACGCGAGCAAGACUUUGAUCCUGUGCCACGAUGGCGACAGAGUCUGUGAUGGCACGUUGAUUGUCACGGAUGCUCACUCAGAUUACCAUGAUCUUGCUCCGGAGGCGGUCGAUUUCAUCGUUAGUAAGGUGUAAUAUAGGUGUCUGGAAUGGGGAAUCUAGGUUAAAAUAGCGUCAGUUAGUUAGGUAGUCCAAUCAAGUUUAAAAUUGGAACACGUAUUUAGUUUUGCGCGUGAGGGAAUUAGGAGAAUGGCAUCUAGACAUUG